GCGUCGAGCGACCAAGCUAAGCUUCUGGAACAUUCAUAUAUAUAUAUAAUAUAUAUAUAUAUAAGUAUAUACAUACUUAUAUACCCAUUCUGUCUUAUCUCAAAGAAAAAAGAGCAAAAAGUUGUCCAUUUAUCGACGUCUGAGCAAAGACGAGACGCGCGAUUUAUAUUCGCAAUCAAUUUAAACACACCAAAUAACAAAGAGGUAUAGAAUUAGCAAGGCGAGUAUAUAUAGAGGCAAGGAGAGUGUGAAUGUUCCCAAUGGAAAGCUCAGCAGAUAUGAGCGAGGACGACACACUCGGACUCAUCUGCGGCAAUCUACAGAGGAUUGACAAGGUCAAAAAAUCAUACCUGGCUGGAGGAGUAAUGGCAGGAUCGGUAGCAACGUUAGCAAUGUUAUGGGUGUUCCUGCAAGCAAUGGGUCCACAAACUUAUAUAGGUGCCUUCAGGUUGCCCUUCACCCUUGAGAACUACUAUUCUGGCAGUAAACACUUACCAUGGCAAACCGGUCAACCGUUAGUUAUCGACUCAGGCGCUUUCAUUGGAAAGACAUUACCUGCCAUCGAUGAAGGAAGUAUUAACGCUUCGAUUGCCUUCGCUAAUGAAAAUAUCAAUCGUAUGGAGAGAAUCGAAGCGAAUCUUGUCAACUCCGAAAUUACACCUGCAGAAGAUAGUCCAGCACAUAGUCAAUUUGUGUACUACUAUCCGAAUGACGCGGCUCUCGAGAAGGGUCUUGAUGCAAUGAUCGCUAUUGGCGCUUCCUUACAGCUUUCUCAGGCGCACUGUCUUAGAUACGGUUUGGAUGCUGUUGAAUGCGCCCGUUACAUUUCGACGGUCAAACUUCAGGGCACAUCAUUGGGAGCAUCGUGUGCCUCUGAUCAGAAUAUCGACUGUGAUAUUGGGUCAAAAUACCGCACCCUUGACGGUAGUUGCAACAACCCACAAAAUCCCAAGUGGGGCAGUGCAUUCACCGCGUAUGGCAGGCUUCUCUUUCCCAAUUAUGCUGACGGCAUCCACAUGCCAAAGAAGGAACGAGGCGUGCAUGGACUGCCAAAUCCACGAGCUGUUAGCGUCGCCUUAGCCAGUCAAAGUGAUAGAACCGAAGUAUCCAAGACGCUUGCCGUGAUGGAGUGGUCGCAAUUUGCCUCGCACGAUAUAUCUUAUACUCCAGUUCGGAAAAUGAUAUGGACAGGAAAACCAAUAUCGUGCUGUGGGGAUGACGGUCAAUGGCCCUUGCCGCGCCACGUUCAUCCAAACUGCGCUGCGAUUCCAGUCGCCGAAAAUGAUCCAGACUAUGGUGAACAUCGCGUUCGCUGCCUUAAUUAUGUCAGAUCCAUGCCAGUACUUAAGUCUGAUUGCUCGUUCGGCCCAGCUGAACAAAUGAAUCAAGUAAGCCACUUUUUAGAUGGCUCGACUAUUUACGGCUCAGUCUUAACAAAAUCCAGUGAGAUACGUGCUUACGAAGGUGGUUUAUUGCGAGUAAAUACUAGAAAUAACCAGAGUUUUAUGCCGGUCGCACACGUAGCACCGGCAUCGUUGUGCAAUUCGAAAAACUGUUACUUAUCUGGUGAUGAUCGUUCCAAUGCCGAACCGCAAACGGCUGUGAUGCAUACCCUUUGGGUUCGCGAACACAAUCGUAUAGCUCAUAAACUUGCGGUAAUCAAUCCCGAAUGGUCAGACGAGACUUUGUAUCAAGAAGCACGGCGAAUCGUUAUCGCCGAAAUCCAACACAUUACUUACAGCGAGUGGCUACCUCUUGUCAUUGGCAAACGUUUCGCACGUUCAGUCGGUCUCACUGUACCAACCAACUACAGCAACAUUCCAUACAGUCCAAACGACCCAUCUGUGAGCAAUGAUGUAGCCACAGCUGCUCUGCGUUUCCUUCAAUCCCUGAAGCAAGGGAAACUUAGUGUAACUGAUAAUGACAGGUUGAUCAACGAUAGUCUACGUCUUUCGGAUUACUUCUACAAGCCACGGACAAUCGAAAAGAGUGGCCUAUUCGAUGGCCUCAUACGAGGCCUUGCUACUCAGACUGCUCAAAAAAUGGAUAUACACUUGGUCUCCGAUAUAACGCACCAGCUUUAUAAGACCAAAGGCGAGGUGGGCUUAGAUCAAAUUAGCCUCGACAUUCAACGAGGACGCGAUCAUGGUCUUCCGGGAUACAAUGAGUACCGAAAACUUUGUGGUCUACGUGCUGCCAAAUCAUUUGAUGACUUUUUGGAUUAUAUUCCUGUCGAGAUGGUGAAAAAUUUGCGAGUUUUAUACAAGCGUUCGGAUGAUGUGGAUCUUGUGAUUGGAGGUAUGGCUGAGAGACCGAUUGAAGACGCCAUUUUAGGACCAACUUUCCGCUGUCUCAUUUCUAUGCAAUUCCUUAAAAGCCGUCGUACAGAUAGAUAUUUUUAUGACGCCGCUGAUCAACCAAAGCCAUUCACGAUCGAUCAAUUAAAUACUUUGAAAAAAGUAUCCCUUGCUCGAAUUUUCUGUGAUAACGGUGAUAGCAUCAUGAAGAUGCAGCCUAAUGUUCUUCUUAAGCCUCAGGCUGGAAAUGAAUUGACACACUGUAAAAAUUUCGAAAAGAUACCGAGUUUAGAUUUAUUUGCCUGGGCAGAAAAGGCUAAAGCUUAUCGUUGAAUAUUAACAUGAUUGACUGGUCACUCUUCGCAUCGAAUAUCUCGGUGAACGUAUGACACGGACCGAGAUCAACGUGAUGGAAGAUAGUGUAUUUUUUGGCCAUUGAUUGAAUCACUUGUUGAUUCUAGGAGCCAAAACAGGAACUGGAGAAAUGAAUACCAACACGUAAUGCGAAGUUUUCUGUUAACUGAAUGGAUAAUCGAUAUGAUUACAACACGUUUAAAAACUUAUUUUUAUUUGCUUUUUACUUCGAUGGAAAACGGAAUGAAAAACUUGACAAUGACAACCAGAAUUAUUGAUUGAAAAAGCUUUCGAAUAUCUAUGAAUUUAUGGUUUCUUUAAUUUCUGAAAUUUAUUUCACUCAUUAAUAAAUUAACUUACCUUUUUAAUAUACUUUUCUACUUCUGCCACUUGUCAAUUCUGAAAUUCGAUUGUAUUAUUCACUGUCUAUUAGGCACUGCCAAAAUACAUAGUUAAAUUUUCUGAUUGCAAUAAUGUCAAUCAAAUUUGUAUUAACUGUCUGCCAAAAACAAAUGAAACAAUAAUUUGACUAAGCAAUCAACAUAAACGCAUUCCAAAUAAGCAAAUACAAAAAGAAAAUAAACUAUAUAUGUAUAUAUAACUAUAUAUACAUGUAAAACAUACGAAUGGUGAACGAAUUCAGAUUCGCUCGAAAGUGACUUGUCAAUCCUAUAGUUUGUAGUUCCAAUGUAGUUAUUGGAAAAAAAGUAAGAACUCAAAUGCGUGUCGAAUGUAGUUGAUGUAUGACUGUAUUUAUUUAUAUAUAAAAAUUAACAUCUACGUUUAAAUCUGCUAAAUUAGAUUUGAUGACUUUAUUUUUUAGGUACUGCUUUGCUCAGUACAUGAAGUGCGACUGACUAAUUUUAAGAAAUGUAGAUCUGUAGAUUCUUUCUUUGUUUUAUUAAUGAAAAGCAACAGGCAACUUUGUUGUUUUCGGCGCUGAUCAAAAGUAAAAAUAAAUUAUGUAAAACUUAACUAAUCAAUAAUGUUAUU
Molecule: messenger RNA, 3644 nt
Organism: Phymastichus coffea
Lineage: Eukaryota; Metazoa; Arthropoda; Insecta; Hymenoptera; Eulophidae
Product: peroxidase-like
Exons: 13
Coding region: 252-2630 (792 amino acids)
Biological process (GO): response to oxidative stress
Molecular function (GO): peroxidase activity; heme binding
Source: RefSeq, a predicted model, not a curated record